Molecule: messenger RNA, 2562 nt
Organism: Rhizoctonia solani
Lineage: Eukaryota; Fungi; Basidiomycota; Agaricomycetes; Cantharellales; Ceratobasidiaceae
Product: glycoside hydrolase family 16 protein
Exons: 27
Coding region: 1-2562 (853 amino acids)
Biological process (GO): glucan catabolic process
Molecular function (GO): hydrolase activity, hydrolyzing O-glycosyl compounds
Source: RefSeq, a predicted model, not a curated record
AUGGGUUACCUUGGCAUCCUUGUAUUGGCACUUCUCCCGCUCUCUAGUACUGUAUCAGCCAUCCCAUCACGCCCUUCGAUAUUAAGUAAAGUCCCAUUCCCACCGCUCACCGAUUACAAACACCGAAUCAAUGGCCUGUGGAAGAAAAACAAUCACAGAAGCACUGUUCGUCGAGCAACAAACGACUCAGACUCGGCGAACCUAUGGGUUGUAGAUACCCUGUAUGAAGGUCAAGACUUUUUCGACCAAUUUGAUUUCUACACGGGAAGUGAUCCUACCAAUGGACAAGUCCAAUACGUAGAUCGCGAUACAGCAUUUAACGAAAGUCUAGCCUAUGUGACGAGCGACGACAAGAUUGUUAUGAAAGUUGAUAAUACCACUUGGUUAACCCAGGGACAGAACCGAAAGAGCGUGCGAAUUCAAUCCAAGAAACGAUUCAAUGGGGGACUUUUCAUUCUUGAUUUGGAAAAGGCACCUCAUGGGUGUGGUACAUGGCCUGCAUUCUGGACUGUUGGACCAAACUGGCCUGCCGGCGGAGAAAUAGAUAUUUUUGAGGGCGUACACGAAAAUACCCGAAACCAAGCGACAUUCCAUACCGCGGACGGAUGUACGAUCACAAAUCCACAAAAUUUUACUGGCGAGAUGCUGGCAAGCAAUUGUUAUGCAUAUGCAGACAAUAACGCCGGGUGCGGUCUCAUCAACGACAGUGCUGCGAGCUUCGGAGCUCCGUUUAAUGCUGUUGGGGGUGGGGUGUUUGCGAGUCGGUGGGAUUCGAAUGGAGUUUGGAUUUGGUUCUUCCAUCGCUCAACGAUCCCGAACGAUAUUACCAACAAAGUUCCCAAUCCCUCACUGUGGGGAAAACCAACGGCAUUGUUAUCAAAUAGCUCGUGCCCCCCGAACAAGUAUUUCUGGGACCAUCAGAUCGUCUUUGAUAUAACCUUCUGUGGUGAUUGGGCAGGCGCCUCGUACUCUGUAGACGGAUGCCCUGGUACCUGUUCGGACCACGUACUGGACCCCAAUAACUUCUAUAACACAACUUGGUUAAUCAAUUACGUUCACGUGUUUAGAAACGCUCAUGUGAGCGGGAGUUUGAACGCUGCCAUGCCUCGCAUAUCGCCCAUAACCAGUGGCCCCUUGGCUCUCGUCCUGGUGGCGUUGGCAGCGGCGCUGUCGUGGAGCACUUUGAGCAGCGAUGAGGUAAACACCCCGCCUCAUGUGUUUGAAAUUAAGGACUUGGCAUCGCGCUCGAUUUCAGAACUGGACGAACGACCCAUCGACGCCUACCCUCCCCCUACCUUCAAAUCACUUACGACCCUGCCCAUAGACGACCCUACUGGACCACCCAUACUUAAAAUGAUGAACAAAAACGCCGAGCCUUUUCGUGGCCGCAACGUGGUUCUUGUGUUGGGGGCUCUGGCCGCUCAAAGCCAUGCACUUUCUCUCCAUCUCCCUCGUUCUCCACCUUCCAUGUAUCUGUCAAAGCCCAUUUCAGCCAUUAAACGCGCACUUUCUGUCGGACGGAGGCAAAGCUCGAGCCCCACUCCGAACACCAACGACACGGCAAAUCUCUGGGUGGUAGACUCGCUAUACGAGGGACAGAGUUUCUACGAUGAGUGGGACUUUUUCAAUUACGCCGAUCCGACCAAUGGAAUGGUUGAUUACGUCGACCGCGAAACGGCCUUCAAGGAAGGUUUAGCAUAUGUAACGCCCGAUAAUAAAAUUGUGAUGAAGGUUGAUAAUACCACUGUAUUGAAAGCCGGCGAAUACCGCAAGAGGCAAGUUUCAACCAAAAAACGGUACAACGGAGGGUUGUUUAUCAUCGACAUCGAGAGGGCUCCUCAUGCCUGCAGCGCGUGGCCUGCAUUUUGGACUGUUGGUCCCAACUGGCCUCACGGAGGUGAGAUUGAUAUAUUCGAAGGCGUACACGAGAGUACCAAGAAUCAGGCCACGUUCCACACUGCUUCUGGAUGCAAAAUCACCAACCCACAAAACUUCACUGGAAACCUUGUUUCGGAUGACUGUUCGCACGACUAUGGAGGAAUGGGAUGCGGCCUCAUAAACGAUAGCGUUGCGAGUUUCGGAGCUCCGUUCAACGCUGUUGGUGGGGGCGUAUUUGCUACGAGAUGGGAUGACGAUGGCGUUUGGGGAUGGUUCUUCCAUCGUUCUACAAUUCCACGAGAUAUCACAAAUAACACUCCCAACCCUAAGAACUGGGGGAAGCCUACCGUUUUACUUUCUCCGGAAAGCUGCGACCCCAAGAAGUAUUUCUGGGAUCACGUUAUUGUAUUUGAUAUCACCCUCUGUGGUGAUCUGGGCGGUCCUACCUAUGCAACGAGUGGAUGCCCUGGAACAUGCGCGGAACAAGUUAUGAGCCCUUCUGUUUAUAAUAAUGCUUCUUGGUCUGUAAACUACGUGCAUGUAUUCCGCAAUUCUAAAGUCCUUGGUUCUAUACCUUCCUCUGCACACAUGACUUCACGCCCGUUGGAUACAACGUUCUUGCUUUGGACUCUGCUCUUCGCGUGUUGGGCCUGGCGCUCGUUUAGAUCUGUUUUGACGAACUAG